Leptosomus discolor (cuckoo roller) is the source of this 245-nucleotide messenger RNA. The record is from RefSeq and is a predicted model, not a curated record. Lineage: Eukaryota; Metazoa; Chordata; Aves; Leptosomiformes; Leptosomidae.
CAGAUUCUGCAUCCCACAUGAGCUACGAAAAUCCUCCACCUUAUCCCGGCCCGGGCCCGACUGCCCCUUACCCACCCUAUGCGCAGCAGCCGGGUGGUCCUCCUGGCCCGUACCCAGGCUAUCCGCCGGGACCGACUGGGCCUUACCAGCCAGGUUAUCAAGGUUAUCCCCAGUAUGGAUGGCAAAACGCCCCUCCGCCUCCAGGACCAGUGUAUGCAGAUGGGCCUAAAAACACAGAUGCGUGA